Messenger RNA from Xiphias gladius (swordfish), 2075 nucleotides. RefSeq names its product NADH dehydrogenase [ubiquinone] flavoprotein 1, mitochondrial-like. The record is from RefSeq and is a predicted model, not a curated record. The coding region runs from base 261 to 1769 and encodes 502 amino acids. Gene Ontology annotation, biological process: mitochondrial electron transport, NADH to ubiquinone. The transcript is spliced from 9 exons. Gene Ontology annotation, molecular function: NADH dehydrogenase (ubiquinone) activity; 4 iron, 4 sulfur cluster binding; NAD binding. NCBI's taxonomy places the organism in Eukaryota, Metazoa, Chordata, Actinopteri, Istiophoriformes, Xiphiidae.
CCCUUAAUGGUGUCUCUCUGUGUCCAAUAUUGGAUACCUGUAGGCGCGGCCCGGGCAACUGGGAUAGGAUGUGACGUCUUUGCCCAAUCCUCUUAGUUUAAUUAAGCUGAACCAGCGGGCGCGGGCGCGGGCUGCAGCUCUCCUUCGACAGCCCCGGUUUCAAACGUCGAAUCGGCUUUGUGAGCAGUUAGACGGCGACUCCUCGGACACCGGAGCGGUUUAAAGAGCGUUGGAGGCGUCUGUCCCCGGCCACCUGCAGGAUGCUGCCUCGCCGGAUGCUGUGGAGCGCCGUGGCGCGUCAGGUCACUCCGCGUCUGACCUACAGCAGCGCAGCGGCGCAGCCACAGGUGAAGCCAAAAAAGACCACAUUCGGCCCUCUCAGCGACCAAGACCGGAUAUUCACCAACUUGUAUGGACGGCAUGACUGGAGACUCAAGGGAGCACUAAAAAGAGGUGACUGGUACAAGACUAAGGAGAUCAUAUUGAAGGGACCAGACUGGAUACUGAAUGAGGUCAAAAUCUCAGGGCUCCGGGGCAGAGGGGGAGCAGGUUUCCCGACUGGAAUGAAGUGGAGUUUCAUGAACAAACCCAGUGAUGGCCGGCCUAAGUAUCUGGUGGUGAAUGCUGAUGAGGGGGAGCCUGGGACGUGCAAAGACCGUGAGAUAAUGCGUCAUGACCCCCAUAAGCUGAUAGAGGGCUGCCUGGUGGCUGGAAGAGCCAUGGGUGCCCGUGCUGCAUACAUCUACAUCAGAGGAGAGUUUUACAAUGAAUCAUCCAAUCUACAGGUAGCAAUUAAUGAGGCAUACAAAGCAGGACUGAUAGGGAAGAACGCCUGUGGCUCAGGGUAUGACUUUGACGUGUUUGUAAUGCGGGGAGCCGGAGCCUACAUCUGCGGAGAAGAGACGGCCCUCAUCGAGUCUCUUGAGGGCAAACAAGGGAAACCCCGACUCAAGCCACCAUUCCCUGCAGACAUAGGGGUUUUUGGAUGCCCGUCGACAGUUUCCAAUGUGGAGACGGUUGCUGUGGCGCCUGCGAUCUGUCGUCGAGGCGGGACCUGGUUUGCCAGCUUCGGGAGGGAGAGGAACUCUGGGACAAAGCUGUUCAACAUCUCCGGUCACGUGAACACACCAUGCACAGUGGAGGAAGAGAUGUCCAUUCCUCUGAGGGAGCUAAUAGAGAGACACGCAGGUGUGUGCUUACAGUGCUCCUCUGUGUUGAUGUUGGUUUACUUUGAGAUGUUGACACGAGUUCCUCCCUCCUCUUGUCUGAUUGGUGCAGGAGGAGUGAGGGGCGGCUGGGACAAUCUAUUAGGAGUGGUCCCAGGGGGGUCCUCUACUCCCAUCAUCCCUCAGUAUGUGUGCGAUGAUGUUUUGAUGGAUUUCGAUGACCUGGUCCGUGCAGAGACUGCUCUGGGAACUGCGGCCAUUAUAGUUAUGGAUAAAUCGACAGAUGUGAUUCGUGCCAUCGCACGUUUGGUUGAGUUCUACAAACAUGAGAGCUGUGGCCAGUGCACCCCCUGCAGAGAAGGCGUGGAUUGGAUGGAUAAAAUGAUGUGGAGGUUUGUGCGAGGAGAGGCAGCAGUUUCGGAGAUUGACAUGAUCUGGGAGCUGAGCAAGCAGAUCGAGGGACACACCAUCUGUGCCCUCGGAGACGGAGCUGCCUGGCCUGUGCAGGGCCUAAUCCGCCAUUUCCGGCCAGUCAUGGAGAGCCGCAUUGGUCAGUAUAACAACAAAAACCCUCCAAGAGAGCCAGAGAUUGAGAUGAUCUGAAAGCGUGCAGACAUCGAUUUCACCUUUCAGUCUUUCACAACAGUAUUAUUACAUAGCUCACCAUGUUAUACCACACUGUAAACAUUACUUUUGAACAAGUUUUUAAAACGAAAAUAUUUUUCUUCUUUUUAAGAUUGUAAAACGCAAGACUCACUGUAGAACUUGAAGUUUUUUCCAAGUUUAAAGUUAUCUUCUUUGGACAAGUAGUUUAUUUUUGUAAUAAAUCCUUCAGUAAGAUGGUUACUUAAUCUACAGUAAAUUAUUGAAAAUACAGUGUAAUGAAACACAAGCUCAAACAUGGCAAUA